Messenger RNA from Metarhizium album ARSEF 1941, 1926 nucleotides. Its product is annotated as Chromatin assembly factor 1 subunit A. NCBI's taxonomy places the organism in Eukaryota, Fungi, Ascomycota, Sordariomycetes, Hypocreales, Clavicipitaceae. Gene Ontology annotation, cellular component: nucleus; CAF-1 complex. The transcript has 3 exons. The record is from RefSeq and is a predicted model, not a curated record. Gene Ontology annotation, biological process: nucleosome assembly. The coding region runs from base 1 to 1926 and encodes 641 amino acids.
AUGCCACACAAUGUGCAGGAGACUGAAGCCGUCGUGCGAAAGAGGUGUCACGAUGAAUUUGCUGGAGAUACUUUGAAGAUUGACGGCGAAGGGGACGCAAAGUCACCGAAAUCCACUGCUAUCGGGCAAUAUGGUGAUGGCUUGCCUCCUCAGGUGCAAUCACAGCUUCAUUCUUCACCAGCCGGGUCACCAGCAUUCACUGAAGCUGGAAGCAGCACCCCCGCCCGCAACUCCCCAAAUCCCAUUACACCAACCAAGGCCACAGUCGGCAACAAUUCUUGUGUGCGGAACAGCCCGGACACGAUGGUGAGUCGUGUCAAAGGCACGGCAUCAAAGCGGAAACGUCUUACGACUGUAGAAAAAGUGGCCAAAGAUAGGGAACAAGCCGAGAAGAAAAAGGAGCGUGAGGAGCUAACCGCUAAGAGAGCCGCCGAAAGAGCAAAGCAAGAAGAAGAAAAAGCUGUCCGCGCCAAAGAACGAGAGGAACAAGCAGCCGCCAAGGCGAAGGAGAAGGCUAAGCUGGAAGAGGAGAAGGCUGCCCGUGCCAAAGAGCGGGAGGAGAGACGCAAACAAAAGGAAGAGGAGGAUCGCCUCAAAGCCGAGCAACGUGACGAGAAGAAACGAAAGAAGGAGGAAGAGCAACGUCGCAUCCAGGAAGAAAGGGAUAGAAGGGCACGGAGCCAGCCAAAACUGAAUGAGUUUUUCAAAAUCCCCGGCGUGUCAAAGAAGUCGGACAAUGGCAGCAGCUCCGCUGCCGGAAGCCCCAUUAAAGCCGCCCGUGGUAAUGCGUCCGUUCAGCAAUUGGAGACCGAGUAUGACAGGUUGUUCAAGCCCUUCUUUGUGAGGGAAAAUACUCGUUUAGCGCCUUCAGCAACACAAAUGGACGAGGAAACCAGAGAGGCAAAGUCUCGAAAUCUCGACAGCUUUCUUGAUGGCCAACGGAACGCGGUCAACCAGAAACCCCUGGGAUUCGACCCUGUGGAGGCACUACUGCUUCCAGGAAGGGCUCCUAGACGCGGCCGCAUCCAUCACCCCGUGAAGCACAUCAUGGAGACGACGUAUAGGAAUGCUGCCGGUGCGUCCGAUGCAAACAAUAUCUUCCAGGAGGCGCGGCAGAAGCUGGCCAGUAUUCCUCAAAAAGUGAUUACGUUUUCACAAGAUGUCCGACCUCCGUACUAUGGUACAGUAACGUUCAAGCCUUACGCCUUAGGGCGGGAUGCAAUGUUUAAGCUUGCUCGGAAGCCGACGAAGCGACGGCUGCCACUCGAUUACGACUAUGAUUCAGAAGCUGAAUGGCAGGAGGAAGAGGGCGAAGACAUUGACAUGGAAGAUGAGGAGGAGGAGCUUGAUGAUGACGAUGAUAUGGAUGGAUUUCUAGAUGAUACUGAUGAUGGUGGACUCUCAAGACGUGCGUUCGGAAACGCGAUGGAACCAGAAUGUACGGGCGUUUGUUACGAGAACUAUAAUCGUCUUGGUCCAAACCGAACGGUAUACGAACACAAGAUGGAAUUCAUUCAUGAAGGACUGGAAGAUACGUGGGGCAUCGACCCCUUUUCAUCUCAAUAUUGGGAAACAGAGGUAAAAGCACAGCCGGUCAAGGUUUCACUGUCAGCAACUGAAAGCGCCGCCAAGAUGCCACCACCACCUGCGCCGACGAAUGCUUUCGCCGCUCUCGAUGGUUGCGCCGCAAACGUAGCGGCUUCCGCCAAGUUGGUCAAGCCAGAGCUGCUGAAUGACUUCAAGAGGGCCAUACUGGAUAACAAGGCGUUGUCGAAAGUCGGAAUCAUCGACUUCAUAUUUCAUCAGUUCCGCAGCAGCGUCUCCCGCGCCGAGGUGAGAAAUACACUAGAACACGUGGCUGAGAAGAAAGGAGCUGGCCGGUCAAAGGAAUGGGACCUCAAGCCCGGCCAUGAGAUUGUGUUCUGA